AUGAAAAUCUGGAAAAUAAAGCUCGAGGCAGAGUCCAGCGUCACGAUGUUUGCACUCGUAUCGACUAUCAAUCCGAUUCUUAUCGAUAGGUUUUCUUCUGCUGUUGCAGAGUACGCGGCGCUGUCUGGCGUUCCCUUUGAUUUCUCACAUACUCUAGGUCUCAGAGGAAGACCAUUGAAUUCCUUGAAACUUUUAUCUGAAAGUGUAAAGUGGAACCAGGAAUUCCGGCCGGAAGGUCCGUGGGAGGAUCAUUCUACUUUCUGCUACAAGCUAGGCGACCUACGGAAGACGGAUACCCGUGAGGAACCUCAGAAUGACACCGACUUGGACGAGAAGUUCCUGUCUCGGUUUGACCCCUCGGAAGAUCAUAUCAUCGGCUCCAUUCUGCUCUGCUUGGGGGUGAUGUCCCUCGUGCCAAACGGGAUGGUGCUGCAUUCAUUUUGGGAGACGAGGAAGCAACUGAAGCCGCCCGAGGUCUUCCUUCUCAAUCUGACUUUCUUCGAUGGCCUCACUGUUCUCCUUGCCUAUCCGACUGUCAUCACUUCGUUCUUUCUGCAUCGAUGGCCCUUUGGAUCAAUUGGUUGCAAUAUCGACGCGUCCUUGGUAUAUUUCACCUCCCUCAUUGGGAUGUUUUCCUUGACUGCGAUCUCCAUCAUGAGGUGCAUCAAGACCUGUAAACCACAGUACGGAGACAGGCUGACCAAAGGUCUGGCGUGGAAGUGGAUGUGGUUCAUCUGGGGGUAUGCUGGAGCCUGGACCGUCAUGCCAUUACUCGGAUGGGGUCGAUACGAUGUGGAACCCUAUGGCCUCUCCUGCACUCUCGACUGGUGGGGCAGUGACUUAUGUCGUUGA
This is a messenger RNA of Darwinula stevensoni, 852 nucleotides long. NCBI's taxonomy places the organism in Eukaryota, Metazoa, Arthropoda, Ostracoda, Podocopida, Darwinulidae. The record is from the annotation of a GenBank genome assembly.